Messenger RNA from Trifolium pratense (red clover), 1204 nucleotides. Its product is annotated as homeobox-leucine zipper protein HAT22-like. Gene Ontology annotation, molecular function: DNA-binding transcription factor activity, RNA polymerase II-specific; sequence-specific DNA binding. The record is from RefSeq and is a predicted model, not a curated record. Gene Ontology annotation, biological process: regulation of DNA-templated transcription. Bases 284 to 949 code for a protein of 221 amino acids. NCBI's taxonomy places the organism in Eukaryota, Viridiplantae, Streptophyta, Magnoliopsida, Fabales, Fabaceae. The transcript is spliced from 3 exons.
AAUGUAACACCAAUAUUAUUAUUUUUUCUUCUUUUGUUUGUGAUGAAAACAACAAGUUGGCCAAUAAUAACUGAUUGAGAUUAAAUGAUAUCCAAGAUGAAGACUAAACCCCAACAAUAAAAUCUGUAUUAAAUCCACCUAUCUCUUCCCACUUUCCCAAUAAUAUUUAUUUGACUAAACCAUAGUAUCAUUUUCCCAAAUACAUACCACUAAGAGAUAUACAAUUUGAUCAAUUCCUUAUUUUCUUAGUUUCUCUUCUCAACAAACAACUAGCUAGAGAGCCAUGGAAGAAAGUGAUCAUGAAGAAUGCAACACAGGUUUAUGUCUUGGAUUGGGAGGAGGACACGUGGCAAAAAAGGAGAAGAAGCAAAAAUUAGUGAACAAACCUUUGAUGGCUUGUUUUGACCUAGCUUUUGAGAUUUCUCCUAAAGGAGAAGCCAUGAACAUAUACAAUAAUCAUAGCAACAUCAAGAAGGGUGAAAGAUUGAGCUUGGAGAGACAACAAAAUUAUCCGAAUGUAACGUAUAGCACCGAUUCUGAAAACAACAACAACAAUAACAAUAACAACAACGAUAGUAGAAAGAAACUGAGGCUCACAAAGGAACAAUCAACCAUCCUUGAGAACACCUUCAAGCUCCACAACACUCUUAAUCCGGUCCAGAAACAAUCACUUGCUGACCAAUUGAAUUUAAAGACUAGACAAAUCGAAGUUUGGUUUCAAAAUAGGAGAGCAAGGACGAAGCUGAAGCAGACAGAAGUGGAUUAUGAAUUGUUGAAAAAACAUUGUCAAAAUCUAAGUGAUGAGAAUAGAAGAUUGAAGAAGGAAUUGCAGGAACUCAAACUUGUACAAUCUCCAUUAUGCCCUCAACGUACUCCAUCAAAACCCAAAAUGUGCUCUUCUUGCGACCACAAAUUGUUCAAGCUCAAUGAACUAGAGAACAACAAUUAAUUCAUAGUUAAUUAUAAAUUGGAAUUAGAGGUGGAAAAUUGAUAAUUACAUGUUUGAUUACUUCUUAAUCAAUACAAAGCUAUAGCAAAUAAUCACAAGAAAAGAAAACACGUGCAUGUCCUAGUCCUCACAUUAGGUAUAUGGAAUUUGGGACGUUGUUUAGACACGUGUAGCUUAAUUGUUAAUUUUUUUUAUAAUUGUUAUCUUAUUGACAUAUAAUAUCACAACAAAAUAUUAACUCACUAUUUAUUUUAA